Exophiala viscosa is the source of this 609-nucleotide messenger RNA. Its product is annotated as integral membrane protein S linking to the trans Golgi network-domain-containing protein. Gene Ontology annotation, biological process: protein localization to Golgi apparatus; Golgi to endosome transport; Golgi to plasma membrane protein transport. The transcript is spliced from 2 exons. The record is from RefSeq and is a predicted model, not a curated record. Lineage: Eukaryota; Fungi; Ascomycota; Eurotiomycetes; Chaetothyriales; Herpotrichiellaceae. Bases 1 to 609 code for a protein of 202 amino acids. Gene Ontology annotation, cellular component: Golgi membrane; trans-Golgi network.
AUGCCACCACGACGAAGAAAGCCACCUCGCGCAGGCGCCCUUACCGAACUUCCACCUCUCAAGAUUGUCCGCUCGAUUCUCCUCCUACAGCUCUUUUAUUACGCGGCCGCAUCUGUGCUGAUACUCUUCACGACACUUGUCCUUGGGCAAAAGUUCUCGUUGGGUUUGGUUUUCGACUGGCACAGCGUCAGAGGUGACAACACCGUCGGCUGGACCGUUGGUUUCUUGUGGGUUGUUGAUGGCUUUUUAGUUGUCAUCCCAAUUCUUCUGCUUGUUGCGCGGUCGAAACUCGUCCCGGAUUUUGCCCUCACGAUUCACUUCAUACACCUGAUAAUCACCUCCUUUUACACGAAAUCUAUACCAACGAAUCUUCUCUGGUGGAGCCUGGAAGCUGCCAGUGCUGCGCUCACGAUUAGCCUAGGCGUCUGGGCUUGUCGCUAUCGCGAAUUGCAGCCUAUUUCUUUUGGAACAGUCCCCAAAAAGGCUACAGCCAAUGGGUCUGCGGAAGCCGAUGACAAUACACGGGGCGCUGCGGGUAGAGGCAGGAAUGUCGAUGCUGGACCAAGCUAUGAGAUGGUCACCGUGACCAGAGGAGAUGAGAAUGUGUAA